This is a messenger RNA of Epinephelus moara (kelp grouper), 11139 nucleotides long. It is a transcript of the gene nav2a, whose product is annotated as neuron navigator 2a. The record is from RefSeq and is a predicted model, not a curated record. Gene Ontology annotation, biological process: neurogenesis; nervous system development. The transcript is spliced from 40 exons. The coding region runs from base 504 to 7859 and encodes 2451 amino acids. NCBI's taxonomy places the organism in Eukaryota, Metazoa, Chordata, Actinopteri, Perciformes, Serranidae. Gene Ontology annotation, molecular function: protein binding; ATP hydrolysis activity; ATP binding.
ACGGACAGCGCUGCGCACGAGGCAGGGACCAUCUCCACCGGGAAGCGUCAAACAGAUUGAAUCUCAGACACCAGAGAGGAUUAUGUUGAUCACAUCCUCCUGUAAGAUCAGAUCUCCAUGGCAGCGGUGAUGGUUUCGGGAGCGAGAGCCAUCCUGGUUAUCUCAGGUUCCCCUUCUCCGCCCUGAUGCUUGCUCCAGGCCGGCCCCUCGGGAUCAAGACAGAGAGGACACAGAGACACGAUAUGACUGAGACGAGGUGUGUGGCUGAGGGUGGAUCCUCCCAGAGAUUGGGUGUCAUCUUUUUCAUGGCGCAAAGUUGAUGGAAAGGGAGUUUUUUCAUAUUUGUCUGGAUUGACAUUCAUGCACCGCGACUGGGAGUCAAGUGGGAAGGGAACUUAAAUACUCUGAGUAGGUAUUUCCCUUCAUUCCCAAACAGAGGCCUCGUGUGAAGGCUGGAUAUUUAGCUGUGGGGAGAGCCCCAGUACUCACUCACUUAUGGGAAGAUGGAGGCAGGAGCAGAGGCUAGUCCACAACAGCACCCGAGGAGGAAACCUGUGCUGCACGGCUUGGAGGACCAGAAAAGGAUCUACACGGACUGGGCCAAUCACUACCUUGCCAAGUCAGGACACAAGCGUCUGAUCAAGGACCUACAAACAGACAUCGCAGACGGAGUGCUGCUGGCUGAGAUCAUACAGGUCGUAGCCAAUGAGAAGAUUGGAGAUAUCAAUGGCUGUCCCAAGAGCCGUUCUCAGAUGAUUGAGAACAUUGAUGCCUGCCUCAGUUUCCUGGCAGCCAAAGGAGUCAAUAUCCAGGGUCUGUCUUCAGAGGAGAUCCGAAAUGGUAAUCUGAAAGCCAUCCUCGGCCUCUUCUUCAGCUUGUCCCGCUACAAACAGCAGCAGCAGCAGGCCCAGCGGCAGAACUCCCAGCCCUCUCUCCCACCCAACGCCCAGCCCCAGAGCACUCACCCUCCCCUGAGCCAGCAGAGCAGUGCUCCGGCCCAGCUCAGCCACUCUACGCAUGGGACUCCUGCCCUCACAGCCCAGAAAGCAGCGCAGGCCGAGAUGCAGUCCAGGGAUGGGUCUCAGAGUAAACUGCUCAAGUUUUCCCUUGGUCAGAAAAAGACCUCUAGACUUCCCGGCCCCUCGGCGAGGGUGUCCACUGCCGGCAGUGACAUCCCUCCAAGAGGCUCUGCGGUCAGUGCUGCUGGGAACAGACGCAGCCAGGGCUUCAGUGACAAGACCAAAGCCAACUUGAACCUGAACAAAGAUUCCUCAGAGGGCAUGACCUCACAGCCUUUGGUGAUGACUGAGCAUGCUCCGUCAUCUGCAGUGACUGUCAGCUCCUCCACCAGCAUCCCCGCUGCUACCUCCGCUCAGAUUCCUCCCCCAUCGUCAUCUUCUUCAUCCUCUUCCACAGCCAUUCCCCAGCCCAACAGCAAGCCCUGGAGGAGCAAGUCGAUGAGCUCCAAGCACAUCUCUCCUGCUCCUUCCUCCACCAGCACCCCCGCGUCUGCCAUGCAGCCCGUCAAGCAGGAGAAGGACGCGUCCUGUAAGGCUGCCCCGGCAACUGAAGCUCCCCCUAAGGUUGUCGCUCAGAAGUCAAUGCUAGAGAAGCUUAAGCUCUUCAACAGUAAAGGAGGCUCCAAAUCUUCCACCUCCUCCAAUGGAGCAGGGGCUCAGACUGACAAUGCUGCCCCAGCAAGGCAGCCCGGAGCAGUGCAGGUGGAGAGAGCCGAGACUGGCUCCAACACCGACCCCAUGGAGGAAGAUGAUGGCAAUGUCCGUCCAGGAAUGAACGGCACCAGCAACGGGACGGCCUACGGAGCAGCUCCCUCAGCAGGUACUACUGUGUCCACAACCGCCAGCAGCCCCAAAAUCGCCCUGAGGGGCAUCGCCCAGCGCACUUUCAGCAGAGCUUUGACUGCCAAGAAGGGCUCUGUCAAAAGCACAGAGAAAUACAAGGAGAAGGAGAGAGGGAAGGAGAAGGAGAAGGAGAAAGGGAAGGAGGUGGGGAAACGCAUCUCAGUCCCCGACAGGACAGAGCUCAGGGGGGAGGAGCUUAAGGAGGAAGUAGCACCUGUUGUAGACACAGACAGCUCAAACAAAAGGACCUCUAAAAUCACCAGCUUCAUUCCCAAGGGGGGUAAAGUGGCCAAAAAGGAGAGUUCCACCGCUGCACAAAGCGGAAUACCAAAGCCAGGAGGCAAAGCCCCAGGAGUCGGGGGGAAAGCUUCCUCAGUGAAGGAGGCGGGGGAGAGGCCUCGGAGCAUGCGGUUAGGAGGGGGGCUCGCCAUGCACCGCGGACCCCUGGACAGAGACAGGGACAGCAGGCACUCCAGCUCCACCUCCAGCCUGGCCUCCACAGAGGGAAAGACCAGCGCCUCCCCUGUGGCAGGUGGAGGCACUACACAGAGCACAGCCAGCAACACCAUCAGCGUGCAGCUACCUCAGACUCAACAGCACCACAGCCACCCCAACACGGCCACCGUCGCACCUUUCAUGUACAGAUCCCAAACAGACGGCGAGGGGACACCGAACACUGAGUCCGGCUCAGGAGGAAGAGGUGGAGACGUUUCCUUCACUAAGACCAGCCAGCUCUCCAUCGAGGACCUUUCAGGUGAAGACCCAGAGACGAGGCGGUUGCGUACCGUCAAAAACAUAGCAGACCUCCGGCAAAACCUGGAGGAGACCAUGUCCAGCUUGCGAGGAACUCAGGUCACACACAGCACCUUGGAAACCACCUUUGACGGCAGCGUCACCACAGACAUCAGCAGUGGCGGAGGUGGCAGUGGAGGCAGCAACAACAGCGGAGGGGGUCGGAGCAUCCUCAGCAUCACUUCCACCCGCCCCUCCCUGGCAUCAUGGCGGCUGGGCCAGUCCAGCCCUCGUCUGCAGGCGGGCGACGCGCCUUCUAUGGGUAACAGUUAUGGCGGCCGGGUGGUCGGCAGCCAGGGAGGACGCUACCUGUACCCCGGACAUCUGCGGCGGCAGCUGGCUGGCAGGGGAGGAGCUCUCUGCAGCGUGGACCUCGGAGACAGAGCAGGGGAGGACAUUGACCUGGAGGGCAUCGCCGUGGACGUCACUGGAUACAUGAGCGAUGGAGACGUGCUGAGCAAGAAUGCUACACGCACUGAUGAUGUCGCUAGCGGCUAUAUGACUGACGGAGGUUUGGGUCUGUACACACGGCGCCUGAACCGCAUGCCCGAUAGCAUGGCCGCCGUUCGAGAGACGCUUCAUCGAAACACGUCGUCAGGACAGGGAGAUGCUGACAGCUGGGAUGACAGCAGCUCUGUGAGCAGUGGCAUCAGUGACAACAUCGACACAGAUGACAUCAACACCAGCUCCUCCAUCUCCUCCUACGCCAACACGCCCGCUGCACAGCGCAAGGGCCUCAACACACAGCCUGUGACGGAUGCAGAGAAGCACUCGGCUUCCACAGCAGUGCACCAGACCUGGUCAGGAGACGAGGUGAAGAGGCCAGACGGUGGGUCAGACAGCGGGGUCAGGAUGGAGCCGGGCUCAAAGUGGAGCCGUCGGAACCCCUCCGACAUCUCCGAUGAGUCAGACAAGGGCGGCUCAGGGAGGAAGACCCCCUCAGUGUCUCACACGGGCUCUUGGAGGAGAGGCAUGAGCACUCAGGUGGGGGUGACGUCCCCCCGGACUAAAAGCACCAGUAGCACAGGCUCCUCAAGCUCCACUGGCCUCAAGACCCACAGUUCAGGUAAAACAGAUGACGUCAAGGUGUCAGAAAAGGGUCGUCUCUCUCCUCGUCCUAAUGGUCUUCACCGCUCGCCCUCAGAUGCAGGACGCAGCAGCGGUGAUGAGGCAAAGAAGCAAUCGAUCCCCACCAGCCGCACAUCGACCACAAACGCCCUCACUCACACUGUUUCAGACCCCCACUCCCAGACACAUACACUCACCUCGCGCACUCCUACCAGCACCUUCGGUUUCAAGAAGCAGGGCCAUGGCAUGGGAACCAUGGUUACUGCCAGUGGUGCAACUAUCACAAGUGGCUCAGCCACACUGGGAAAGAUGCCCAAAUCUGGGGCUCGCUCACUGGCAGGAGGCUUGAAGGCUGGCGGGCAGGAUGGCGGGGUUGCACUGGGUCACCAUGACGACAGUUUCCUCCCCAUGAGUGCCCGCUCCACGCUGCAGUAUCGCAGCCUGCCGAGACCCAGCCGCUCGGGAGCAGCUGCCCGCAACGGAAACCGGUCCUCCACCAGCAGCAUCGAGGCUGCUGUACUCUCUGUCACGUCUCACGGGAAAAACUCAAUGAGCUUGACCAAGGCCAACGGCUCAGGAGGCGUGAUGGCCAACCAGACAGAUCGGGAGAAGGGCGUCUCAGAGAUAGACAACCUGAGGAGCGGAGUGGUGAUGCAGAGUGGAGGAGCAGCGACUGUUCCUUUGACAGGAAGACAGCAGGUUUCUUCACCUACACUGCGGAGGUUGUUUGGUGGGAAGCCCAGUAAACAGGCUCCAGUCACCACGGCUGAAAACAUGAAGAACUCCACUGUCAUCUCCAACCCCCACGCCACCAUGAACCAUGUGGGCACAGUGCUGGAGUCCCCCGACGGAGGGGUGGGAGGCGUGGACAGCGAGACCAGCAGCCUCCUGUUUGGAGGCAGGGCACAGGGAUUAGGGAUGGGGACGCUGGGCAGCGAGCAGGCCUCCAGUCCCGGCUCAGUCUACUCCUCCACUGGACCCUCCAAUAGCCUGACGUGGGGCACCACCUUCAGCAGCUCCUCCGCUCAGAGUAGAGAGAGCACGCUGGGCGGGCACGGUGGGACAGGCAGCAUGGGAUACCCCUCCGUCAGCAGCAUGCACACCAGCAGCGAGUCCAUCGACAUGAGUCUGGGCAGCGCCGGCCACGGGACCCACAGGGAGGACACCCUGUCCGCUCUGGGACGUACCGGCAGCGUCAAGACCGGCAUGUCUGAGAGCGGGCCACACUGUGGUAGAAACACUCUGCCCAAGAAGGGACUCAGGUAUGGCCCGUCCCCACAGCUGCGAGGUCACGAGGAGGCCCGUGAUUGGCUGCGCUCCCACUCCACCAGCGGGCUGCAGGAAUCAGCCAGUAACUCCCCGUUCUCCCCCAGCUCCAGCCUCACCUCCCCCUCUGGCACUCGCUUCAACUUUGGACAGCUCGCGUCCAGCCCGACCUCAGCAGCUCAGAUCAACCUCGCUGGCAUGCGCAACAACAGCCUGACCAAUCAGGACGUCUCCUUUGACCCUUGCAGCGACAACCGAUUAAGAAACUCCUGCAUGUCUCUUGACGAGAAGACUCGCACCAUGAGCAGAUCGGGCUCCUUCAGGGACGGCUUCGAGGAAGUUCACGGAUCAUCCUUGUCUCUGGUCUCCAGCACCUCUUCCAUUUACUCCACGAAUGAGGAGAAGUCUCAGUCAGAGAUCCGCAAGCUGCGUCGGGAACUGGAUGCCUCCCAGGAAAAGGUUUCCGCCCUGACGACACAGCUGAGUGCCAACGCUCACCUGGUGGCAGCGUUUGAACAAAGUCUGGGCAACAUGACCAUCAGACUGAAGAGUCUCACCUUGACGGCAGAGCAGAAGGACUCUGAGCUGAACGAGUUGAGGAAAACCAUCGAGCUGCUGAAGAAGCAGAACGCUGUGGCUCAGGCUGCCAUCAAUGGAGUCAUCAACACACCUGAACUCGCGCCUAAAGGGGACAGGACAGCUGGCAAUAACAGCAGUUCACAACAGCAGCAGCAGCAGAAUCAGCAGCCGGACCUGCGCAUCAGGAGGCAGCACUCCUCUGACAGCGUCAGCAGCGUCGCCAGCGCAACCAGCCACUCGAGUGUGGGCUCCAACAUGGACACUGAUGCAAAAAACAAGAAGAAGAACAAGAAGAACUGGCUGAGAAGCUCCUUCAAACAAGCGUUCAGCAAGAAGAAGUCUCCCAAGUCGGCCUCUUCUCACUCUGACAUCGAGGAGAUGACGGACUCAUCGCUGCCGUCCUCCCCUAAGCUGCCCCAUAAUGGCACCACUGCCUCCAGCCACAUGCUCAGGAACACACACUCCAACUCGCUACUGUCUGAGUGUUUGGACAGUGAGGCAGAGACAGUGAUGCAGCUACGCAGUGAACUCCGGGAGAAGGAGAUGAAACUGACUGAUAUCCGCCUGGAGGCUCUCAGCUCUGCACAUCAGCUGGACCAGCUCCGGGAGGCCAUGAACCGCAUGCAGUUGGAGAUUGAGAAGCUGAAGGCGGAGAAUGACCGUCUGAAGGUGGAGAAUCAGGGCAGCAGGAUGGGCUCCCAGGCCUCCAUCUCCUCCUCCCCUCCCCCUCACGCACACAGCCAGGCCCAGGGAACUGGGCCAGCGCUCUCCCAGCACAGCCUCAACCUCACCACCAGCGAGUCCACCAGUCUGGACAUGCUGCUGGACGACACUGGCGGAGAGGGAGGGAUGAGGAAGGAAGGGCGACACGUGAAGAUGGUCGUCAGCCUGGACACGGACAGCAAGUGGGGAGAGGAGGGCCGACCUCGUCAUUUUCUGAUCGGCUGCAUCGGUGUGAGUGGGAAAACGAAGUGGGAUGUCCUGGACGGAGUGGUCCGACGCCUUUUUAAGGAGUACAUUACCCACGUGGACCCGAUGAGCCAGCUGGGGCUGAGCUCAGACAGCGUGGAGGGAUACAAUAUCGGCGAAAUCCACCGGCCCAGCACUCCCAGUGCAGCCCACACACCCGAGCUGCUGCCCUGCGGCUACCUGGUGGGAGACAGCAACACUAUCAACAUCCAGCUCAAAGGUGUGAGCAGUGAGAACGUGGACUCGCUGGUGUUUGACACUCUGAUCCCGAAGCCCAUGCUGCAGCGUUACGUCUCCCUGCUGAAGGAGCACAGACGCGUCAUCCUGUCGGGCCCCAGUGGCACAGGAAAGACCUACCUGGCCAAUCAGCUGUCUCGCCACCUGCUGCUGCUAGAGGGCAGACCGCUGACCCCAAAUGCUGUUGUCACGUUCAAUGUGGACCACAAGUCCAGCAAGGAGUUGCGUCAGUACCUGUCAGGUUUGGCUGAGCAGUGCAGUGGUGUCCCGGGGGCAGACAGCCCUCUGGUGGUCAUUCUGGACAACCUGCACCACGUCAGCUCCCUGGGAGACAUCUUCAAUGGCGUCUUCAACUGCAACUACCAGCACUGCCCCUACAUCAUCGGCACCAUGAGCCAAGCUACGUCAUCUGCCCCCAACCUGCAGCUUCACCACAACUUCAGGUGGGUGCUAUGUGCCAACCACAUGGAGCCAGUGAAAGGCUUCCUUGGUCGUUACCUGAGGAGGAAGCUGAUAGAGACGGAGAUCGGCAGCCGAACGCGCAACAUGGACCUGGUGAAGAUUAUUGACUGGAUCCCGCGGGUUUGGCACCACCUCAACCGCUUCCUGGAGACACACAGCUCCUCUGAUGUCACCAUCGGACCUCGUCUCUUCUUGUCCUGUCCCAUGGACGUGGAGGGAUCCAGGGUUUGGUUCACUGACCUCUGGAACUACUCCAUCAUCCCCUACAUGCUGGAGGCCAUACGAGAGGGACUGCAGCUGUACGGCCGCAGGGCUGCGUGGGAGGACCCUGCUGCCUGGGUUAUUGACACUUACCCGUGGUCAGCCACGCCCACUCCAGCUGAAUGGCCCCCUCUGCUGCAGCUCCGCCCAGAGGAUGUGGGGUUUGACGGCUACUCUGCCCCGAGAGAAGGAGUCAGGAAAGAGCCACCACAGAGCGACAGUGACGCGGACCCACUGAUGAACAUGCUGAUGCGUCUAAAGGAGGCGGCAACAUCAUCAAGCCCACAGAGCUACGAUAGCGACUCCAACAGCAACAGCCAUCAGGACGACAUCCUGGACUCAUCGCUAGAGUCGACUUUGUGAUGCCGACACUGGGAUCAGUUUUCAGGAGGAACUUUUUAUAGGAACUGUUCUCAGCUGGAGAACUUCUUGUUAGAGUAUAAUUUCAUGCCACAAAAUCCAGCCACCUUAAUUUGGGUGCAGGUAACCCAAAUAUUUAAAAAAGAGAAAAAAGGUUCAAACUGCAUUUCAGAAAACGGGCAACAAAAGUUUCUACUGCACUGCGCUGUUUUUUUUGUUUUGUUUUGUUUUUCACCGCUGUGGCCCGUGGCUCCUCUGUCAGGAGCCUGACAUCUACUUCAGACAGACAGAUAAUAAAAGCACACAGCCUGUCUCUCGUAGUGAGGCGUCGUCAUUACCAUCACCAGCCAUCAGCAUCUUAAACACCAGCCUGGAGUCCUCCAUCCUCAACUGAGCCACAGCAUCAGCUCCAGCUCAUCAGGCUGAGAUACUCCUGGGCCUGCCCGGCUGCAGUGCAUCUGAGUGUCCUGCAGGUGGCAAUACAGACCCUUGUCUCUGGAGCAUCAGGGAGCCUGAGCUACCAGCUGCUGAGAACACCGAUGAGACACUGCUGGUUGGUUGGACGGACGAACAGCCGGCAGUUAUCUGCUCUUCCUCCGACUCUGUGGCUGAAGUUUACUGUGUUAGGGUAAAUCGAGCCAAAGUGAAUGUUCGUCUCAAAGCAUGUCUGCUCACACUUUAGACAUUGUUUGAUUUUGUUCAAACCCCAACUAAACGAAAUCAGAUUUUUAAGUUGGGGAAAGAAAUAGCAUUGUACUAACAAUGGAGGAAAUGUGUGUCAACAAAAAGCAAUCAAGAGAGCACUAAUAAAAACAGUUCCUAUCAGAUACAGCUAAAUGUUUUUGAUUUUAAUGUCUGCAUUCAAAGCUCUCAGUGGACAAAAUGGAGGAGAACUGAUGUGUUUAUACAUGUAAAUCCAUAAUAUAUGUGUGGUAACAAGGACGCAGGCAAACACCGACUAUGUUUACAUACACACUAAUAGUCCACUACUAUUCUGAAUAUGAUAGGGGUCAGGUAAACAGACACAGACAAAUUUUGGAUAAGCUGCAAUGGGCCGUUUUCUGAAUUAGGCAUUUUCUGAUUAAGACGUGGGAUAUGCUGAUAUUAUUUAGGUUUCAGGAGCAUUCUUUGACAUGUAUCUAGCUUAUUGUCAGCUCUGUGCGUUGUCACAGACUAGUUCUACACAAACCAACCAGCCAGCUCUUUGCAAGGCUGAUACAGAGAUACAUGCCCAAAAGAAAUGCCCACAUUUGUGUGUGGAAGAAGACACAGACCUACUUUUAAACAUUAUGAAAGAAAAGAAUGAAAACGGGAGGCUGUGUUCACUCGAUCCCACAGACUAUUUUGAUGCCAGAAGCAAAAUGACAAGCGGCUCCAGCCGUUCCAUUUUUCCAUAUUUUGGCGAUUAUAGCGACAUGUUGAGGCACGGAAUAUGCAUGUGAACAGCUUAAUAGAAAUACUGUCUUUCUCUGAGAAAAGGCAAAACCUGAAAUAUUUUGUGCAUGUAACCGUAGCCAUUGUAGCAGCACUGCUUCACCACCAGAUCAAAGUCUGUGGAAAAAAAUCUCAAGCCAAUUUAACCAAAAAAUUCUCACCUUAAGUCCUGCUGACAUCUUUUUCUUUUGGAGUUGACAAAGGGUCCUCAGUGGGCACAUCCCGCCUCAAAGCUGAGAAACUUUUCUUCCACCAGAAAGUAGUUCCUUUGAAAUGAAGCAGAAUAACCUAUUAUGUGCAUUUGUUAUUUGGCCAAACACACAACUGUAAACACCAACAUUUAUAGCUAAUUUUACAAAGCAAGGCAAGGACAAAAUCUAACUUACAAAGUCCCUUUAAAAUCAAGAGUCUUAGUUCUCAUGAAAACAAACACUGUCAGGAGGAAAGGGUGCAAACUGGGAAUUGAACAUUCACCAUGGCUCAAUUUAUCCGUUUAAAGUGUUUGAGAUAUUGUCCUUUUCCAUCUGUGUUGUAACUUUCUGCGUGACUUCACAAAUAACGCCUCUAAGUUUUUGCAUCGACUCACUCAAUAAUCCUUUGAGAUCUCCAUGCACAUUGGCCCAAACAGGCUGUUGUAGCACAACUCUCUUUUGGUGCUGGACUGAAUUCUAACAAACAAUGCCUUACUCUUUUUCUAAACAGACUAUGUGCAUUAGCCGAUUCUUUAUUUGUCUAAAUGGCUGUAAACCUAACAGGGCUCCGAGUCGACACUCCUCGAGGAGCGGCGUCGACCUCUCAUCAUAUCAAACACCAAUGCCGUGGGAUUGGGACGUGAAUGAGAAGCAGUACUUUGGGUUUUAAAAUUUAAGUUGUAUGCAUGUAUGACCCAGUGCUGUGAAGCUGGUGUAAAUAUUUGGACCACUAGCAAGAAAUAAAUAAAUAUAUAGAUGUUUUUUUGGUGCUCGAAAUUUUGCAGGUUGAUUGGGUGAGGGAAGUUUAAGAUGUGCUGAUUUUAUACCUCAUCCCCAUCCUUUAAAUGUCCACGCUCAUAGUCUGUUUGAUGUGACUCUGUGAUGAACAAAACUGUCCUAACAAACAUGUUGAACUAAUUAAGUGAAAACUAGUGUAUAUGCUGCUUUGUUUAUAGUGAUAUAAUUAAUCUGAGGUUAAAAGUAUAAAGGUACUUGUGGUUGAAUGAUAAUGUUAAACGGUUUGACAUCAUUUCUGUGGCGUGAAAUCUAAAGAAUAUUUGGGGGUCAUGUCAUCCAGCACAGCCUCCAUCGCUUUCAGUGUUUUUGUCACCGAUCCUAUGCAACAUUCAUUCUGAUCUCUAAAUGGAAGCCAAAAGCUGAGCGUGCAUUUUGUCCCCCUCCGUGCGUGGUGUCCAGCACUGCCGAGACGCACGGCAUGGAACCUGACUUGUGAGGACUUUAAAGAUUUGUGGCCCAUGUUCUUUGUCCGUAUGUGUGUCUGUGUAGUUUAUAGACACUCUCCUGCUAUGGUCCUUGUAAGCACAAAGAGACUGAGAGGUGUGGAUGUUGUCCAAGCAUUUGUCUGUCAGUUUUAUUACUCACAAACUCAAUGAAUGUUUAGCCUUCUUUGCUAUGUACAUUUUUUAUAUGUAACAUAACUUUGUAAAUAGUUGAUUAUCUUGCAGCAUUUUGAUGACUUUUCUAGCCGAUUUGUUACAGUACUUGAAAAGGAGUAUUUUGUGUACAGUCUCUUUACAUCAGAGCAGAUUGAUGCGGUUUGUCAUCACUGGUCUGUCCAGGGCUCGGAGAAUUAAAUCUGAUAUCACUGUACUAGUCUUAAGUUAUUGUGAUUCAAUAAAAUUAAUGAUUAUUUAUGA